UCCCUUCUUCUGCCUCGUAUCCUCCCCACUGGAAUCGGAUUUGCAGAGGGGUGCGUGGGCUCAGAAAACAUCCCCUCCGCCCGCACAACUGGUCCCUGCACAUUCGCGAUCGUUGGGAACCCCAGCUCUUUUACCGCCAAGUUGAUCCUUGUGAGACAGAAGACACAUUAUCUCCUCCCCACUGCUUUCGGGGUCUCCUUGCAGCCUUGACCAGGCCGAUUGAUCUUCAUCAGGACCUAAAGUUGCCCAAGGAGCUCCCGCCCUGCUAGAGAGGGUGGAGAGGGAGGUGGGAGGCGUGUGCCUGUGUGGGCUUCAGUGCCUUGAAUAUUAUUAGUUUCCUAUUAUUUCGUGCACAUUUCCCCUGGCACUCUGGGCUCCUAGCACCGCGACGGCUACUGGGCCUCAGACACUGCGCGGUUUCCUCGGAGCAACGAGCUAAAGAAAAACCCCCGGCGCCGGCGAGGGCGGAGGCGGCGGGGGAAGAUGCGCGGCGUUGGCUGGCAGACGCUUUCCCUGUCGCUGGGGUUAGUGCUGGCGAUCCUGACCAAGGUGGCGCCGCAGGCGUGCCCGGCGCAGUGCUCCUGCUCGGGCAGCACAGUGGACUGUCACGGACUGGCGCUGCGCAGCGUGCCCAGGAAUAUCCCCCGCAACACCGAGAGACUGGAUUUGAAUGGAAAUAACAUCACACGGAUUACGAAGACAGAUUUUGCUGGUCUCAGACACCUAAGAGUUCUUCAGCUAAUGGAGAAUAAGAUUAGCACCAUUGAAAGAGGAGCAUUCCAGGAUCUUAAAGAACUGGAGAGACUGCGUUUAAACAGAAAUCACCUUCAGCUGUUUCCUGAGUUGCUGUUUCUUGGGACUUCGAAGCUAUACAGGCUUCUUGAGAGCAGGAACCAUCAUCUGUAAUUCUCCCUCGGAAAUGCAUUGUGCACCCUGGACAAUUAAUUUUCCUGACCUUUUGAGGAGAACAGAAUGUAUGGAACCUGAAUACCCUGAAGGCAAAUGGAAUCUGGAGUCUGUUUCUAAGAGGCAGGAGCUGCUCUCUGAGUUGGUGUGGUUUUCUUUCCCUCUCUUUAAGAGGAAUGAAUUCCACACCUAAUGAGUAGUUUCAAGGAAGGUUGUUAAUCAGGUAUUCCAAGUGACCACCCUGGAUUCUUCUUUUAUUACACGGGAACGUGAGGGAAUGAGAAAGCAACAUAGUUACAUUUGAUAAAAGGAAACACCUUUUUUCCUCUCCCCACCCACUAUGUAAUCCCCUGGAAUUUAGUUGAGGCAGGAGAUUACUGCAGCAAAUAAUGUGUUUGAAAAAGCAAAGUUGUAUGAACAAGAAUAACACUUGUAGCUACAAUAAUUCUGUUAAAAAUCACAAAGUAUAUAAAUUG
Molecule: messenger RNA, 1382 nt
Organism: Lemur catta (Ring-tailed lemur)
Lineage: Eukaryota; Metazoa; Chordata; Mammalia; Primates; Lemuridae
Product: slit homolog 2 protein-like
Exons: 5
Coding region: 484-906 (140 amino acids)
Molecular function (GO): protein binding
Source: RefSeq, a predicted model, not a curated record